Molecule: messenger RNA, 1331 nt
Organism: Bactrocera tryoni
Lineage: Eukaryota; Metazoa; Arthropoda; Insecta; Diptera; Tephritidae
Product: PRA1 family protein 3
Exons: 2
Coding region: 166-750 (194 amino acids)
Cellular component (GO): membrane
Source: RefSeq, a predicted model, not a curated record
UUUUGAUUUUAUUGAUUCUGUAAUCGACCGUAAACCGUUUAACAAGAAUUUGUUGGGAGAUUAAUCUUAUUCCUAAGUGACAUUAAAUAUUUUUUAUUACGAAAGUGUCUGUAUUGUAUUAUUGAAAUUUGAUUUCAUCAUAGAGGAGUGCUAGAAGUUUUGAGAAUGUCGUCCGGUGACACAUUGUCUGGACAGAAUAUACAGCUCUCUCCUUUACGAAGUUUGGAUGACUUUAUAUUAGGGUCUGCUCGUUUUCAAAUCCCAAAUAUAAAAGAUGUGGAGAAAUGGAGCAAUCGUGUAGUAAAAAAUUUACUAUAUUAUCAAACAAACUAUUUUCUCCAAUUUUUGGUUAUUUAUGGUUUGAUGAUUGUACUGAACCCUCAUAAAAUUGUUUGCGGACUUACGGUACAAACACUAAUAAUAGUGGUUUUGUUGGGAUUUUUCUCAAAGAAGCCGAAAUCAAAAUUUAAGCUUUUUGCCAAUUGGUCAAGUAUUAUCCAAGAAAACCCGCAGCAGAAAUGGUAUUUCCUUGCCGGUGUUGUUUUGUGUGGCUAUCUUACAUUGCGGUGGUUGAAUUCAAUUUUAUUGUCAACUUUUACUCUACUUCUUCCCAUAUCGUUGACGUUUGUACACGCAUCAUUACGUUUGAGAAAUAUCAAAAACAAGGUGGUAAAUACAAUGGAAAGCUUCAAUCCUUCCACACCAAUGGGAGUAUUUCUAGAUUUGCUGAACAUUACUAUGGACAAUUGAAUAUAUCAAUACUUUAUUGUUAAACUUGUCUUGUAAAAUAUGAAAUUCACAGUGAAAAAACAUAUUUUUUAUUAUCCAUGUAAACUUUACAAUCAUAUAUAUAAGGAAAACUUAAGAAAAUUCCCCAAUUUCGUGGAUAAAAUGGGUAUUUGCAUAGAGGAUGUUCUAGUAAGAAUAUAUAAACAUACUAUAUAGCAGCAGAAGACGUAUAGUUCUCGAGAUAUUCGCGUUUAAAAUACAAAAAUUACACUCGUAUUAUACAAUGUUAUGUCCACUAACAUAUUUCUAAAUAGUGCACAAAUAAUUGUAAAUCUUUACUAAAGUUUUCUUAAAAUUUAUGGAUUUGCACAAUAAUAAAAUGGUUACAUGUAAACAAAUAGUAAGCGUUACCAUACCCGUACUUUACAAACGAACUAAAAUAAAUAAAAUGGAAAAGAUUGAACAGCACAUACAAGAAUCAAAUACUUAGAAAUUUACAUGAUAAAAACUUAACUAGUUGAUUUUUAACUUCAUUGCUGUUAUUGCUUAAACUUUGAUGGUUUUACUUCAUCUCAAUAUAUAUUUUUUUCCAUUCCUUUAUA